Amblyraja radiata (thorny skate) is the source of this 3005-nucleotide messenger RNA. RefSeq names its product beta-1,4-mannosyl-glycoprotein 4-beta-N-acetylglucosaminyltransferase. Gene Ontology annotation, biological process: N-acetylglucosamine metabolic process. Gene Ontology annotation, molecular function: beta-1,4-mannosylglycoprotein 4-beta-N-acetylglucosaminyltransferase activity. The transcript is spliced from 2 exons. The coding region runs from base 433 to 1986 and encodes 517 amino acids. The record is from RefSeq and is a predicted model, not a curated record. Gene Ontology annotation, cellular component: membrane. NCBI's taxonomy places the organism in Eukaryota, Metazoa, Chordata, Chondrichthyes, Rajiformes, Rajidae.
UCAGCAGAGGUCGGCAAUAAGGUCGUGAAAGUGGGACGGGCUUAACUUGUGUUUCUGGAACUACAGACACCCAAGCAGAGGGAAGGCGUUCCACCAAAGUGCUGAUAAAGUUUUAGUUUGUCUGCCUCAUUGUUCGUUCUUAACCGCUGUGACGUGAUUGUUCCAGAUAUUUUCCAGUCUAACACAGUAGCUUGGGGCUUGUGGCAUUUGCGAUGUUGGAGUAAGUCAAGCUGGACUUUCCGGUUUUGGGUGUGCUGAUGCUGAAUGUUAACAUUUAGCAGGAGUGUGUCCAGUGUUCAUGUUGCUGUCUGGAGGAACGAGCAGCCACACAACCCGCAAUGCUGCAAAUGGAACGGAAUAAGGUAGAAUGAAAAAGAAACAUCCCCAUGUCUGACCUAACGAUGCAAGGUACAUCUGCUACAUCGUGAGCGGAUGAUAGACGACAGGAUGAAGAUGCGGCGACACCGUGUAGUUCUGAUGUUGUGUAUGGCGGGACUCUGCCUCAUCUCCUUCCUGCACUUCCUCAAGGCCCUGUCGUACAUCACCUUCUCCCGCGAGCUGUCCGCCUUCAGCCCCUCCCUCAGGUCCAUCUUCGUCGACUCGCACCUCUUCUGGAAGCCGAACGAGGGUGAGGAUGCCAGCUCGGGCCUGGCGCUGCAGACAUCGCUGGGCGGCCACCAGGGAGGCUGGCCGUACUUGCACCGGGCCCAGUUCCAGCUGAAAGACGAUGAGACCGAGUACUUCAUACGGACCAAGGCGGGAGCCAUUUGCUUUAAACAGGGGACCAAAACGGAGAACAGGAUGGCGGGGUCCAUGGAGGGAGGGGUGGCCUGGGCCCGCGGUUCUCUGGACAAGCCACUGACGCACAAGGCGGUGGGUUUGGGGGUGGGUGGGAGACCGAGACGUCGGUGGGUGGGGUGCCCUUGCUUGCCCGGCUGGCACGGGCCCUACUGCGGAGUUCCCACCAUGGUCCAGCACUCCAACCUGCCGACCAAGGAGCGCCUGACUCCCCGGGCGGUGCCGCGCCGGGUCAUCAACGCCAUCAACGUCAACCACGAGUUCGACCUGCUGGACGUGCGGUUCCACGAGCUGGGCAGCGUGGUCGACGUCUUCAUCAUCUGCGAGUCCAACUUCACCGCCUUCGGCGACCCCAAACCGCUGCGGUUCGCCGAGAUGCUCCUGAACGGGUCGUACGGCUACGUGGCCUCCAAGGUGCUGUACGUCUUCCUGGACCACUUCCCCAGCGGCGGCAGGCAGGACGGCUGGAUCGCCGACGACUACCUGCGCACCUUCCUCACCCAGAACGGGAUGAGCCGCAUCGCCAACCUCCGCGACGACGACAUCUUCCUCAUCGACGACGCCGACGAGAUCCCCGCCCGCGACGGCGUGCUCUUCCUCAAGCUCUUCGACGGCUGGACCGAGCCGCUCGCCUUCCACCUCCGCAAGUCCCUCUACGGCUUUUUCUGGAAGCAGCCGGGCAGCCUGGAGGUGGUGUCGGGCUGCACCGUGGCCAUGCUCUUCAUGGUGUACAACGGCGACGGCAUCAAGCUGAGGCGCAGGGAGUACUACCUGAUGCCAAACUUCCGCAAGUACGAGAACAGCACCGGGCACAUCCUGGUGCCCUGGUCGGUGGGCAGCCCGCUUCACUUUGCCGGUUGGCACUGCUCCUGGUGCUUUCGGCCCGAGGGCAUCCGCUUCAAGCUGCUGUCCGCCCAGAACGGAGACUUCCCCCGCUGGGGCAACUACCAGGAGAAAAGGGAUCUGAGCUACAUCCGGGAGUUGAUCCAGACGGGAGGCUGGUUCGAUGGCACUGAGCAGGAGUACCCCCCCGCUGACCCGAAGGAACAGAUGUACGCCCCCAAGUACCUGCUGAAAAACUACGGCAGGUACAAGUACUUGCUGGAGAACCCUUACUUGAAAGAGAGCUGGGGCCAGGGGCCGAGGAGAGCUGUGGACACGUACAAUCAGACCGGGGGGAUCACAUAGUGCCACCAGCAAGCAGCAAGUGCAACACUGGAGGGUCAGGUCACUGUGCAUCAUCUACUGUCUGGCAUCUUGCCACUACCUGUGGGUUCUGGAAGCUUCUCCGAACUGCUCCCAUCGAGGCCACACUGCACCCGCACUUUCUCACCAACCUUGACGUUCCCAGCCAUGUCCGUCUGCCUGGGCCAAGCUGCUUUCUGGUUUUGUUUUUCCUCUCUCAGUUCUGCUUCAGGUUUACUUCCACGUUCCAAGUUCAUUCUUUGUCCACAAUGGUUCUGUGACUGAGGUGCGGUGCGCCAGCCACAUUGCCAGCGAGGGAGUCUCUCUCUGCUGCAGAGCACCGGCAGAGUCUGCAGUGGUGGCGAGGUGCUGUGCUGAGGGAGAGUGGGGAAGGUGUACGGAGCUCUGACCCAGUCUGGAUGUAGCAUUUCUUCGGUUCAAGCACUUUCUGUACAAAAAUGUGACUCGGCCAAGCUCGUCCUCAGGCCAGUGGGUGGUGAUGAUAGCAGAGGAUGGGGCCGGGGGGGGGGGGGGGAAGCGAGGGCAGGGGAAUGGAUUUGAGUCAGUAACUCAGGGACAGGUACGAUGACCGAUGAGCUUCCCGCGGGGCUGCUCCUUCCCGCUGAGCUACCGAGUAGUCAGAGGGCAAGCAGAGGCAGGCGUUACGGGUCGUGAGAGAGACCAGGAGUGCAUGGGAGGAGAUGGGAAUUUGGGGGGAGAGGGGAUGGGUGAUUGAGCACAAUAAGAGGGUGGAGGGAAGGCACAGUGAGUGGGUGCGUGCUGUUAAGCAAGCUUGUCCGUGCAGGGUGCUGCAUGUGGCAGCAGGGGUGUAAAAGGCCCAGUGCACUAACCCUGGGACAGACCUGGAGCAACUUGGCAUCAAUCGAAGAACUUGCCUCGGCUCGCUCACUCCAACUGGACGUGCGGUCCGAGCCGUUCAACGGUCCAAGCCGCGUCUGUACCGUGGAGUGGCGGCCUGAGGGGAGAGGGGAGGUGGGGUGGAGUGAGAGGAGAUGGGAUUA